Molecule: messenger RNA, 1629 nt
Organism: Tupaia belangeri chinensis (Chinese tree shrew)
Lineage: Eukaryota; Metazoa; Chordata; Mammalia; Scandentia; Tupaiidae
Gene: GLUD1
Product: glutamate dehydrogenase 1
Biological process (GO): L-glutamate catabolic process
Cellular component (GO): mitochondrion
Molecular function (GO): L-glutamate dehydrogenase (NAD+) activity
Source: RefSeq, a predicted model, not a curated record
GCAGCCCGGGCUCGCGCCACCCGCCCGGCGCCACUACAGCGAGGCGGCGGCCGACCGCGAGGACGACCCCAACUUCUUCAAGAUGGUGGAGGGCUUCUUCGACCGCGGCGCCAGCAUCGUGGAGGACAAGCUGGUGGAGGACCUGCGCACGCGGGAGAGCGACGAGCAGAAGCGCAACCGCGUGCGCGGCAUCCUGCGGAUCAUCAAGCCCUGCAACCAUGUGCUGAGCCUGUCCUUCCCCAUCCGGCGCGACGACGGCUCCUGGGAGGUCAUCGAGGGCUACCGGGCCCAGCACAGCCAGCACCGCACGCCCUGCAAGGGAGGUAUCCGUUACAGCACCGACGUGAGUGUGGAUGAGGUGAAAGCUCUGGCCUCCCUGAUGACAUACAAGUGCGCCGUGGUUGAUGUGCCGUUUGGGGGUGCGAAAGCCGGUGUCAAGAUCAACCCCAAGAACUACACCGAUAAUGAGUUGGAAAAGAUCACGAGGAGGUUCACCAUGGAGCUGGCCAAGAAGGGCUUUAUUGGUCCUGGCAUCGACGUGCCCGCGCCAGACAUGAGCACGGGCGAGCGGGAGAUGUCCUGGAUCGCCGACACCUACGCCAGCACCAUCGGGCACUACGACAUCAAUGCCCACGCCUGCGUGACUGGGAAGCCUAUCAGUCAGGGUGGCAUCCACGGACGCAUCUCAGCUACCGGCCGGGGAGUCUUCCAUGGGAUCGAGAACUUCAUCAACGAAGCUUCUUACAUGAGCAUCUUAGGGAUGACUCCAGGGUUUGGAGAUAAGACAUUUGUUGUUCAGGGCUUUGGGAACGUGGGCCUGCACUCUAUGAGAUAUUUACAUCGUUUCGGUGCUAAGUGUGUCGCUGUUGGUGAGUCUGACGGGAGCAUAUGGAAUCCAGAUGGCAUUGACCCCAAGGAACUGGAAGACUUCAAAUUGCAACAUGGCUCAAUCCUGGGCUUCCCCAAGGCAAAGCCCUAUGAAGGAAGCAUUCUGGAGGCCGACUGUGACAUACUGAUCCCUGCUGCCAGUGAGAAGCAGCUCACCAAGUCCAAUGCACCCAGAGUCAAAGCCAAGAUCAUUGCCGAAGGUGCCAACGGGCCGACGACUCCAGAAGCUGAUAAGAUUUUCCUAGAGAGGAACAUUAUGGUUAUUCCAGAUCUCUACUUGAAUGCCGGAGGAGUGACGGUGUCGUACUUUGAAUGGCUGAAGAAUCUCAACCAUGUCAGCUAUGGCCGUUUGACCUUCAAAUAUGAAAGGGAUUCUAACUACCACUUGCUCAUGUCUGUUCAAGAGAGCUUAGAAAGGAAAUUUGGAAAGCACGGGGGAACCAUUCCUAUUGUGCCCACGGCCGAGUUCCAGGACAGGAUAUCGGGUGCGUCCGAGAAAGACAUCGUACACUCUGGCUUAGCCUACACCAUGGAACGUUCGGCCAGGCAAAUCAUGCGCACCGCGAUGAAGUACAACCUGGGCUUGGACCUGAGGACAGCUGCCUACGUCAACGCCAUCGAGAAAGUCUUCAAGGUGUACAACGAGGCCGGCGUGACCUUCACAUAGACGGUCAUGGCUGCUGCUCCCCCGCCCCCACCUGUAACUUCUGCAGACCUAGCACACGUUUACAUGUAACCACA